UUGAAAAAGACAUGCAAGAAAAUUUAAGGACUUGGCAAUGGCUUCUGGCUUUCUGCUAUCACUUUUAUUUACUUACGCAAUCGUCCUCCAUCUUCAUCAUGGCUUCAAACCACUCAAAUCUCAACUUAUCUUCAUAUACAAAUUAACCGCCAUGCAUCUCUUAGCCGUUAUUAAUGUGACACAGACAAAUUCAUCUCCUACAUUUCCUCCUCUUUGUCGCCACCUUCUCUCAACUUUUUCCUAUACAUAUAUAUUUAUUUGAUUAGCUUUGAUUUGUAUGGAGAGAAGAGGGUGAAACUAAUAUGGGGAGAGUGAAGCUUGAGAUCCAAAAGAUUGAGAACACAACAAAUAGGCAAGGAGGAAUGGUCUUAUCAAGAAAGCUUACGAACUUCCUGUUCUUUGUGAUGUUGAUGUCGCUCUCACCAUCGAUCUUUUCCCCAUCUGGAACACCCUCUUUCUUCUCCACCAACAAAAAAGGUUCAUUUCUUUACAUGUGUCAUCUACAAGAUAAUUCCUUCACUCAUUUUAUCUAUUCUAUUUCAAAACCUUUCUUCUUUCUUCAACAAUCUACUGAUCCACGCUCAUUAUUUUCCAAAUAUGUUUUAAAGCAUUUACGAUAUUCUAGAACGAUGCGUUAAUCCUCCGGAGGGUGAACGCAGAAGAGUUCCCAGCCACGUUGAUUAACACACUCAAAUUUCAAGAAUUUUCAGCAAGAAACUGUCUUUCUUGCUGUGCAACAAGAGAAAAUACCUUGUUGAUGGGAGGAAGAGGAUCCAUGAGCAUGAUUUGGGACAUUACAGUGGAAUAUUGCUCAUUCAAACCUCUCAAAAAUCUCACAGCAGUUUCAGUGUUUCUAUGCUUGUUGAGAUUCAUGAGAGCACCACAGGUGCACUUUGCGUUGCAUGUGCAGCUCUUUCAAAAGUUGCUUAGUAAGUUGAAAGAUGAAGCUGAUCAAAUAUGUCAAGCUCCAGCGAUGACUUCGGAUCCCAAACUUGAGAUAUUUGAAGGUGAUCCUUAUUCUGAGAUCAAAACGCUUAGCGAGGCGAAACAUCGUGAAUAUGUCCUUCGGGAAACUCUAAAGCAAGUGCAACUCCGAACAGUAAGUCUAUAUGCUUAAGUACAGUCAAGGUAGUCGCAUACAACAAACUUACUACUGUUAUUAUUUUUGUGUGCAACAUACAAAUUAAAUGAGUUAAUCAAUGGUGUGAAAUGUAUUAAAAUUGAAAGACAACUUACAAUUUUUCUUGAACAGUGUGAUUUGGAGGAGUGUACAAUUCUGAAGCCCCUCAUUCACCAUAGGUAUAUACAACGAUAUGAUUAAGAAGUUUGUUCAAUCACCAUCACACUUGAGUUUCUCCCCCAUUUUUGUGUGUAUAAAUGGUGGAUGAAUUUUUAAGAGAUCUAAAAUAACUUUGAUGUUAUCAUAGAACGUGAAUUUAAAUUGGAUCUAAUUUAACAUUAUAAAAUUGAUUUAUAAAUUAAGAAUUAUUUUUUAUUUAUAUACUGUUUAU
This is a messenger RNA of Cajanus cajan (pigeon pea), 1511 nucleotides long. The record is from RefSeq and is a predicted model, not a curated record. NCBI's taxonomy places the organism in Eukaryota, Viridiplantae, Streptophyta, Magnoliopsida, Fabales, Fabaceae.